Molecule: messenger RNA, 2262 nt
Organism: Aspergillus puulaauensis
Lineage: Eukaryota; Fungi; Ascomycota; Eurotiomycetes; Eurotiales; Aspergillaceae
Product: E3 ubiquitin-protein ligase
Exons: 1
Coding region: 1-2262 (753 amino acids)
Molecular function (GO): zinc ion binding
Source: RefSeq, a predicted model, not a curated record
AUGGUGCUCUCGCUAUCUGUGUCUAGCUUCUCCCGAUCCCGAUCAGCAACUACCUCCCCGCAUCGACAGAGAAAUGGCAGCAACAACACCACCAGCUACUCUACAACCCUGAGCGAAGCUCUACGUAAUAACCCGUUCGCCGGCGGCGGGAGUUCACAAUCACAAUCGCAACCUCAAUCUCAGUCUCAAUCUCGCUCGCGAACACCCCUCCCCACACUCCUCGAAGAGCAGAAACAAGAGCAGGAGGAACUCAAUAACUCCCUGGAAGCCCUCGUUCGAAUAUUUCCCGAUGUCAAAAUUGAAGUCUUCCGCGAACUGCUGGUCCGGUUUGACGGGAAGAGUCGACUGCAUGUCUGCGUUGAUCAGCUCAUUCGGCACAAGGAUAAAUGGGUAGCAGGGCGAUGGAACGUUCCGUCAACUGGGCCCACAGGGGGAGAGGGUGCCGCGGCGGUGCAGGGCGUGAUUCCCCAUGAAGCUGAGUCUUUGGUUCCCCGCGACGAGCAGUUCCGGACGGAGGAGUACAAGGCCGCUGUGAAAGGGAUCCUGGCGAAGGAGUUCACUGGGUUGAGUCGGAGUACCGUGGAUGCUGUGCUUGCGGAAGUUAAUUUCUGUUAUCCCCGGGCGAGACCGGUUUUGCAGGAUCUGUCGAAGAAGACGUGGCGGGCUACGUUCAAUAGUAUUCUUCCGUCGUUUAGACGCAAGAAGGAUAAGGAUGAUAGUCAUCCGCUGAUGCUGUGGCAGCGUCUGCCGGAUGGGGAGUCUGUGCCCCGGUUAAGGGAGACUGGGUGUGAGGCUUUGGAUAAUGAACUGCAUGAGGCGCUGCUGGCGCCAAUACUUCGAGCACGACGGGAGGAGCGGGAACGGGUCGAUUUGGAAUUGGCUGAGGAUUUGAAUGAGAAGGAGGCCGAGGCGGCUAGUGCGUUGUAUGAGUGCGAGUGCUGUUUUACGGACGUUACGUUUGAGCAGAUCUCGACUUGCUCUGAUAGCAUGCAUUUCAUUUGCUUCAACUGUAUCCGACAUACUGUUCACCAAGCACUCUUCGGGCAGGGCUGGGCCACGUCCGUUGACGUUGAGAGGUCGACAUUAAAGUGUCUAGCACCAUCUACGAAUGAGCCGUGUACCGGGAUUCUCAGCGCCGAUCUCGUCAAACGUGCGAUCCUUCUCGAGAAAGCGGGUGCUGAGACUUACGCCAAAUUUGAAUCUCGACUUGCGUCCGACGCGCUUCUCCGCUCUCAGUUCAAGCUGAUACGGUGCCCGUUUUGUUCCUACGCAGAGGUUGACCCUGUCUACCAUCCACCCACAACCGGUGUUAACUGGCGGUUCCGCCAGAACGGACUUAUUUCUACCUUUGUCAUGACGAUUCUCUUCUUGGAUACGAUACUUUUUCUACUUCUGAUUGCCGCGGCUCUCUAUUUACUGAAACCUACAGCUAUUCCUACCAUUUUUAAUAACGCGCUAUUCAAUCUUCGCCUUAAACUCCGGAUGAAGAAAUUCACUUGCGCCAAUAUGAACUGCCGGCGGACCAGCUGCAUUACAUGCCAGAAACCAUGGCGCGAUCCGCACGUCUGCCAUGAACCUUUACUCCUUGAUCUCCGGGCCACCGUCGAGGCAGCUCGCACCGCCGCAGUGAAACGCACAUGUCCACGAUGCGGCCUCUCGUUCGUCAAAUCCUCGGGUUGCAACAAACUCACCUGCACUUGCGGAUACUCCAUGUGCUAUCUCUGCCGUAAGGCUUUGGGGCCACCACUAACCCCCCCGGGAAAUAGACGGCGGCUCCGAUACCAGGAAAACCUCAACCCAUUCGGCAAUGGGCCCGCACUGGAACAAGACGACGACGACGACGACGAAGAAGAAGAGCAUGAAGGCUACAGGCAUUUCUGCGAACAUUUCCGCGUCAAUCCUGGCGCGCGCUGCACAGCAUGCAACAAAUGCGAGCUCUACCAAGAUGAAGACGAAGAAGCCGUUGCGCGGCGCGCAGGCGAGAAGGCCGAGUGCGAGUGGCGCAUUAGACACCAGAUGGCUGGUGGUACUGACGGGGGUGCUGGUGCUGGUGCACGUAUCCCUGCUGUCAAUGUCAACCGCGACCUUUCCAUGCGAACGGGAAGAGUCGACAGGAGAUAUUCGACGAUGAUCAUGGGCCCUCGCGGGAAGAGUUUCUGGUAUUGGGUUGAUGAGAUGUGGCGAACUGGUCGGUGGAAGACUGAGGGGCAGGCGCUUGUAGACUGGAUUGUAGAGAGGGUUAUUUUUAUUCAGGAGCUCUGA